Molecule: messenger RNA, 1023 nt
Organism: Penicillium cataractarum
Lineage: Eukaryota; Fungi; Ascomycota; Eurotiomycetes; Eurotiales; Aspergillaceae
Product: 5'/3'-nucleotidase SurE
Exons: 3
Coding region: 1-1023 (340 amino acids)
Cellular component (GO): P-body
Molecular function (GO): hydrolase activity
Source: RefSeq, a predicted model, not a curated record
AUGCAUAUCCUGCUAGUCAAUGACGAUGGCCCACCCAACAAGCGCCUCUCGCCCUACGUGCGCCCUCUAGUCGACGAGCUCCACGCCGCCGGCCACCAAGUUUCCGUCGCCAUCCCGGCCUCCUCCCGCUCAUGGAUCGGCAAAGCCCACAUCAUCGAAGCCUCUCUAACCGCAAGCUUCGUCCACCCAGACUCCUUCCACGACGACGGCUCCUGGGACGAACACUACGAGCCAAGCCCUGAAUCCGCACACCUCGCCGAUUGGGUGGUCAUUCAGAACGGCACACCGGCUAGCUGCGCCCAGCUCGGUCUAUACAAUCUCUUCCCGGACCGCCCGCCAAUUGACAUUGUCAUUUCGGGCCCUAACCAUGGUCGCAAUGCCUCGACUAUUUACAAUUUAUCCUCGGGGACGGUCGGCGGUGCCCUCGAGGCUGUGUUCUGUGGUCAGCGCGGUAUCGCGAUUUCCUUUGGUAGUAAGGAUCCGCAAGCGGCGGAUGUGAUUGCUGCUGCGGCGCGGCAUGCCGUUCGUAUCGUGGAUCAUUUGCUUGGCCAUUGGGAUGAGCGUGUUGAGCUGUAUAAUAUCAAUGUCCCCAUGCGCAUUGAUGUCGAGACACAGCCCGUCUUGUAUACGCGUACUCUGCCGUAUUACUGGUCGCGUGGCUGUUUGUAUGCCGAGGCCGAGCCCAAGCCUACGAAGAUGGUUAAUGGUGCGUUGACGAAUGGUGUUCACAAGGAGCAGCGUGAUGAGGUUGCCGUCAAUGGAGCGAAUGGCGCAAAUGGUGUUAAUGGUGUCAACGGCGUGAAUGGCGUCAAUGGCGUCAAUGGACAUGUCGAGGCGCCGAGCCGCAAGCAGCGCCAUUUCAAGUGGUCUGCUGAUUUGUCGGAUAUGAAGAAGAGACUCCAGGAGAGCGAGGAGGGUACGGAUGCACACACCGUCCUCAACGGAUCGACUAGUGUGACCGCUCUCCGCGCCAACUUCUGGCACGUCCCCGGUCUAGACGGGCCGCUGCACCUGGAUCAAUAG